AUGGCCACCGAAGCAUCAGAGCCUCAGGUCGUGGAGGGCGCCGUGGACGACACCGACAAGGGGAACAAGUUCCAACAAGCAGUUGCUUCAUGGCGGAACGUCGGUCUCUCCGAGCUCGUUUCCACUCUCGACACCGCCGCGUCCGAUCUCGUCACACAUCAACGCGACACAUUAGUACAGCGCAAGGAGCUGGCCCAAAAGACAAAAGACUUCCGUAAACUCGAAGAUGCUGCCAAGCUGGGCGAGAUCAAAGGCCUGCUCAAGUCAUACCAGUCCUUCAUCGAUCUCAUCUCGAACCAGUCAAAGUCGACUCAGUCGGCCUUUCUCCAAAUCUACUCGCCCUUGUCAGAAGCUCCCGAUCCAUACCCACUUCUCGAAGCCUCGAUCGACUCUUUCGUCACCGCACAAGAGGUAGUUCCUAAGCUGGAGUCUGAAAACAAGCACCUCCAGUCGACCGUCGCGAAAUUGACUGCACAACUCGACGAAGCAGAGUCUCAGCUAGAACAGGAACGCUCGACACGGCAAUCGUCGCAGACCAGUCAAGAUACAAAGAUCAAAGAGGUCGAGGCGUCAUGGGAUGCUGUGCUAAAGGAGAAGCAAGACAAUUGGGAGGCGCGUGAGAAGAGCUUGGAAGAAAAGGUCGAGAACCAGGACCGUCUGCUGAAGGAGCUCAAGGCCAGCUACGAAGUGUCGCAACGCAUGGGCAAAGCAGAGGACGACACAUCAAGCACUCUCGGCGCAUCACAACAAGAACUGGACCUCGUCAAUCACGAGCUCGAAAAGGCAAACCUCCGCUUAUCUGAGCUUGAAGGUCGCAAUGAGCAACUCCGGAUGGACCUCGCCCAGUCCACCGCAAAUCAUAGCUCGUCGCAGACUACCACCUCGGUCGAGGAUGAUCCUUCGUUCCUCCGACUGCGCUCAGAAAACUCCCAACUCCUCCGUAAGCUCGACGCACAACGCUAUGAGAAAGACUCGGAGAAGGGCAAGUGGGAUUCGAGCAUCAGGUCGCUGGAGAGGGAGCUGGACGCCCUAAAGCAGGAUCGUGAGAACAUCAAGCGUAAGCUGGACAAGUGCAGUGACUAUGACGAGGUCAAGCAAGAGCUGGACAUGCUCAAGUCUAUCGAGUUUGCGACAGGCGAUGCAGACGACUCUGACGCUGAGGCAGACACGGCCCCUGUCAGCGACAAGGGCGAGUCGCUCGAAAAGCUGCUCCUGGCACGCAACAAAAAGCUCUCCAACGAGCUCACCAUUCUGCGCGUCUCGCACAACGACCUCCAGUCUCGUCUCGAGUCGCUGCAGGACGAACUCUCAAGCACAAACAUGGAGCUGGAGAAGUCGCGCAACUUGACCCAAACGCUCGAAGAGGAUCUAUUGCACGCUCAGAACGAGGCCAGCAAUGCCUUUGACCCUUCAGCAAUGUCAGUAGCUGGCACCUACACCUCUCGCUACCCAAAGUCCUCUUACGCUGCUUCCAUGCGACGUGGAGGCAAUACUUCUCCGACCUCUUCCAUCAUCUCUGGCUUCGACACCGGGAACUCAUCACCUCGCGGUCUGGACUCCUUCCGACCAGAGCCCCCUAAUGCUGGCAUCCUACCAAUGGUCACGGCUCAGCGUGACCGCUUCAAGGUCAAGAUUCGUGAGCUCGAAACAAACCUCCAAGAGCAAUACACGCUCGUAUCUUCCCUGCGAUCAGAAAUUGCAAGUUUGCAGAAAGAUAACCUGUCUCUGUAUGAGAAGAGCAGAUAUGUCAACAGUUACAACACAAAAGGCGGCGCAACCUCUGGGUACUCUUCUACGAACCCGAGCACAAUCACCAUUGAUCGCAACAACCCUGGAGCUGAUGCUCGGUACAAGUCUGCAUACGAGAGCUCAAUAUCUCCUUUCGCAGCGUUCAGAAGCAAGGAAAGUAGUCGGGCCUUUCAACGCCUGUCAUUACCAGAACGGGCCGUCUUGCAAGCUUCUAGACUUGUGCUUGCAACGCGGACGAGCAGAAACUUGUUUGCCGUCUGGGUUGUAGGUUUACAUCUCCUGGUCUUUAUCAUGUUAUUCUGGAUGGGCGGAGGCAGUGACACUCCACAUCUUGCUCACACCGUCGCCGCUGGCAAUGCUGCAAUUGCCGGCGCAAAAGUAGCAGCAGCAGGCCAAGGUGCGCAAGGGGCGAAAUGGGAACAACCAGGCUUCGCAGAUACGUAA
Molecule: messenger RNA, 2193 nt
Organism: Aureobasidium subglaciale EXF-2481
Lineage: Eukaryota; Fungi; Ascomycota; Dothideomycetes; Dothideales; Saccotheciaceae
Exons: 3
Coding region: 1-2193 (730 amino acids)
Biological process (GO): intra-Golgi vesicle-mediated transport
Cellular component (GO): Golgi membrane
Source: RefSeq, a predicted model, not a curated record